AUGAAGAAGAAUAAGCACCUCCAAGCAAGUCAAUCGCCCAAACCUGAGCCCCACCAAGUGGCGCCUGCUGGCCCCAGUGAGGUCCAAGAUGCCCCUGGUGUGACUCAGCAAGGAGCUGAGGAAAAGAGGACGUCCUUUCGAGGCCAGAAUCAUUGGAAGAAGAUGAGUGUCGCUGUGGUUGACUUUGGCUCAUUUGCCUUGGCUGUACCUUCAGCCCAUGAAAUGAAACGAUUAUCCACAGAGAUCGGACGGGCAUUCAGUGAACUUGGAUUUGUGUACCUCAAAAACACCGGCAUCAAAGAUGAGCAAGUGUUUGAAGCAAUGGACAUCUGCAGGAAGUUCUUUCUACUUCCCAAGGACAUUAAACAGCAAUAUGCUUGUUCCAAGGACUCAGAUAUUCCAUGCCAUGGCUGGAUAGAUUUUCAGACUGAGAGCUUAAACCCAACAGAACUGAAUGACCUGAAAGAAGCCUUUAAUGUGACAUCGUUGUCCUCCACUGCCACAUGGCCUGUCAAAGACCUACCUGAGUUUUCAAGUUGUCUGGAGUCAUUUGUUGGAAUGUUUAAGGACCUGUCGAUGCGGAUUUUGAAAGUCAUUGAGCUGAGUCUGGGAGUUGAGACUGAUUUCUUUGUCAGCAAGCAUCAAAAGAUGGGCAGUAAUGUCCAGGUCUGGUCAGUACAUCGCUGCCCCCUACCUUCCAAAUGUGGUUCUUCUCAACAUAGGUGACCUUCUGCAGAGGUGGACAUCUGACAGAUGGAUUGCUGCAAAACACCGAGUGCGAAUCCCACAGACGGAAGAUGCUUUGAACAGGAGCCGACAAUCACUGAUCUAUUUUGUCCAACCGGAUCACGACGCCACUAUUGCCUGUUGUGAUGGUUUAGACAAACACCCCCCCCAUCACCUCCAUCCAGUACCUCAUGGAUAAUCACCCUGAGUUGGUUAACGUCUCUCUGUCCGUAAAAUGAUGGAGCAGGAAGGUGGCAUCUGGAGGAUUAAGUCAAGUGUGUUUUAUUGUCAUAUAUACCGAAAUGGAACAGUGACAUUCUUACCUGCAGCAGCACAGCA
Molecule: messenger RNA, 1065 nt
Organism: Amblyraja radiata (thorny skate)
Lineage: Eukaryota; Metazoa; Chordata; Chondrichthyes; Rajiformes; Rajidae
Product: 1-aminocyclopropane-1-carboxylate oxidase-like
Exons: 7
Coding region: 1-726 (241 amino acids)
Source: RefSeq, a predicted model, not a curated record